Messenger RNA from Podarcis raffonei (Aeolian wall lizard), 6743 nucleotides. RefSeq names its product exportin 4 (gene XPO4). Gene Ontology annotation, biological process: protein export from nucleus. The transcript has 23 exons. The record is from RefSeq and is a predicted model, not a curated record. The coding region runs from base 31 to 3492 and encodes 1153 amino acids. Gene Ontology annotation, molecular function: nuclear export signal receptor activity. Gene Ontology annotation, cellular component: nuclear pore; cytoplasm. NCBI's taxonomy places the organism in Eukaryota, Metazoa, Chordata, Lepidosauria, Squamata, Lacertidae.
CAGUGCAUGGCGCGUCAUUGAAGAGAGACCAUGAUGGCGGCGGCCGCGGCGGCGGGGGGAGCCCCCGAGGUGAUCGCCCAGCUGGAGAACGCGGCCAAAGUGCUGAUGGCACCACCUUCCAUGGUCAAUAAUGAACAACGUCAGCAUGCUGAACACAUAUUCUUAUCAUUUAGAAAAUCAAAAUCGCCAUUUGCUGUUUGCAAGCAUAUUUUAGAAACUAGUAAAGUGGACUAUGUCCUUUUUCAAGCUGCCACGGCGAUCAUGGAAGCAGUUGUACGAGAAUGGAUUCUGUUGGAAAAAAGUAGCAUCGAGUCCCUACGAACAUUCCUUUUAACAUAUGUCUUACAAAGACCUAACCUCCAGAAGUAUGUGCGGGAGCAGAUAUUGUUAGCCGUAGCGGUAAUAGUGAAACGAGGGUCCUUAGACAAAUCAAUUGAAUGCAAGAGCAUUUUUCAUGAAGUCAGCCAGUUGAUAAGCAGCGGCAACCCCACAGUGCAAACACUGGCCUGCUCCAUUUUAACGGCACUGUUGAGCGAGUUCUCAAGUUCAAGCAAAACCAGCAACAUUGGGCUAAGCAUGGAGUUCCACGGCAACUGCAAGCGGAUAUUUCAGGAGGACGACCUCCGACAGAUAUUCAUGCUCACAGUAGAGGUACUACAGGAAUUCAGUCGGCGUGAAAACCUUAAUGCUCAGAUGUCUUCAGUCUUUCAGCGUUACCUUGCACUAGCCAAUCAGGUCUUAAGCUGGAAUUUUCUCCCUCCAAAUUUAGGCAGACAUUAUAUAGCUAUGUUUGAAUCCUCACAAAAUGUGAUGCUAAAGCCAACAGAGUCCUGGCGUGAGACCCUCCUGGACAGCAGAGUUAUGGAGCUUUUCUUUACGGUGCAUCGAAAAAUUAGAGAAGACACAGAUAUGGCACAAGACUCGCUGCAGUGCUUGGCUCAGCUAGCCUCUCUCCACGGGCCAGUUUUUCCAGACGAAAGUUCUCAAGUCGAUUACUUAGCUCACUUCAUUGAGGGAUUGCUCAACACUAUCAAUGGAAUUGAGAUAGAGGACUCUGAAGCAGUGGGAAUAUCAAGUAUAAUCAGCAACUUGAUCACUGUAUUUCCUCGCAAUAUAUUAACAGCCAUUCCAAAUGAACUUUUUUCUUCGUUCGUUAACUGCCUCACACACCUCACUUGCUCUUUUGGGAGAAGUGCUGCCUUGGAAGAAGUGCUUGACAAAGACGACAUGGUAUACAUGGAGGCAUAUGACAAGCUCUUGGAAUCCUGGCUAACUUUGGUACAAGAUGAUAAACAUUUCCAUAAAGGCUUCUUUACCCAACAUGCUGUUCAGGUCUUUAAUUCUUACAUCCAGUGCCACUUAGCUGCUCCUGAUGGUACAAGGAAUUUGACUGCCAAUGGUGUUGCCUCCAGAGAAGAGGAAGAAAUAAGUGAGCUGCAGGAGGAUGACAGAGAGCAGUUCUGUGACCAGCUGGCCAGCGUAGGCAUGUUAGGAAGAAUUGCUGCCGAACACUGUAUACCUCUUCUUACAAGCUUAUUAGAAGACAGAGUGACGAGGCUUCAUGGCCAGUUGCAAAGGCAUCAGCAGUUAAUUGGCUCAGCCGGGUCAGCCUCUAUUGACAAUAAAGUGCUUGAUGACCUAUAUGAGGACAUUCAUUGGCUCAUCCUAGUCACAGGCUACCUCUUAGCUAAUGAUACUCAGGGAGAGACUCCGCUAAUACCUCCAGAAAUAAUGGAGUAUUCCAUUAAGCAUUCAACUGAGGUUGACAUCAAUACAACGCUUCAAAUUCUUGGAUCUCCAGGAGAAAAGGCCUCUUCCAUUCCAGGGUACAACAGAACCGAUUCUGUUAUUAGGUUACUGUCUUCUAUUCUAAGAGUGUCAGAAGUGGAAUCUCGAGCAAUAAGAGCAGAUUUAACGCACCUCCUGAGCCCGCAAAUGGGAAAAGACAUUGUAUGGUUCCUUAAGCGGUGGGCAAAAACCUAUCUCCUAGUAGAUGAAAAACUGUAUGACCAGAUAAGUCUGCCAUUCAAUACAGCAUUUGGUGCUGACACAGAGGGCGCUCAAUGGAUUGUGGGUUACCUCUUAGAAAAAGUAAUCAGCAACCUUGCCGUGUGGAGUUCUGAGCAGGACCUUGCAAAUGACACCGUGCAGUUGCUAGUAACGUUGGUAGAAAGGAGAGAGAGGGCAAAUUUAGUGAUUCAGUGUGAGAACUGGUGGAACUUAGCAAAGCAGUUUGCCCGGCGGAACCCACCUCUUCACUUUUUGUCUAGCUCUGUGCAACGAACGUUAAUGAAAGCCUUAGUUCUCGGAGGUUUUGCUCACAUGGACACAGAUACCAAACAGCAGUACUGGACGGAGGUCCUUCAACCACUUCAGCAGCGGUUCUUGAAUGUGAUAAACCAAGAAAACUUCCAGCAGAUUUGUCAAGAGGAGGAGGUGAAACAGGAAAUCACUGCCACCUUAGAGGCACUUUGCGGCAUCGCUGAGGCUACGCAGAUAGACAAUGUAGCAAUUCUCUUUAAUUUUCUAAUGGACUUCCUCACCAAUUGCAUUGGACUCAUGGAGGUGUACAAGAAUACACCAGAGACUGUUAACCUCAUUAUAGAAGUUUUUGUUGAAGUUGCACAUAAACAAAUAUGCUAUCUUGGAGAGUCUAAAGCCAUGAAUUUAUACGAAGCUUGUCUGACCCUACUUCAAGUGUAUUCCAAAAAUAAUUUAGGUAGGCAGCGGAUAGAUGUUACAGCAGAAGAGGACCAAUACCAGGAUCUUCUUCUCAUCAUGGAACUCCUUACCAAUUUACUUUCAAAAGAAUUUAUAGAUUUCAGUGAUACAGAUGAAGUAUUUAGGGGACAUGAGCCUGGGCAGGCAACAAGUAGAUCUGUGUCAGCGGCCGACGUUGUCUUAUAUGGGGUGAAUCUAAUUCUGCCUUUAAUGUCCCAAGACUUGCUAAAAUUUCCGUCGCUGUGUAAUCAGUACUACAAACUAAUUACUUUUAUUUGUGAAAUAUUCCCUGAGAAAAUUCCACAGCUUCCAGAAGACUUGUUUAAAAGCCUUAUGUAUUCCCUAGAAUUAGGGAUGACGUCAAUGAGUUCGGACGUUUGCCAGCUCUGCUUGGAAGCUCUGACCCCAUUAGCAGAACAGUGUGCAAAAGCACAGGAGACCGAUUCAUCCCUCUUUUUAGCAACAAGGCACUUUCUUAAGAUGGUUUUUGAUAUGCUGGUACUGCAAAAGCACAAUACAGAAAUGACAGCUGCAGCGGGUGAAGCGUUUUACACGUUAGUAUGUUUGCAUCAGGCAGAAUAUUCUGAAUUAGUUGAAACAUUAUUAACAAGUCAACAAGAUCCUAUAAUUUACCAGCGAUUAGCAGAUGCCUUCAACAAGCUUACUGCAAGCAGCACUCCACCAACUUUGGACCGUAAGCAGAAGAUGGCCUUCCUCAAAAGUUUAGAAGACUUUAUGUCAAAUGUCGGUGGUCUCCUCUGUGUAAAAUAAACACCAGAACUGUAUGCCUAACCUUGACCCUUUCUGCAAAAUGCACUGAAAAAUGCUGAAAGCUGACUUAAUUUUAACGCCUGUUUCUGGGUUUUUUGCAGCCAUCCAAGAUUUUAGAGAGCCUGGAAGUUUUUAUAUAGUGCAGUGGAAUAGGAGGUCUCAACUCUAAAAUCAGCUUCUGCUAAUGUCUGUUAGCCACAGUCUGUCAUACCUUUUUAUGUUGUACAGAAUAAACAGAAAAACUGAAAUCUUCAAAAAAGAGAGAGAGAGAGAGAGAGAGGGAGAGAAAAGAAUUCCACAAGUGUAUACAGAUGUGGGCACAGUCAAAAUAACCAGUGCCUUGUCCCAAAUGGCCUCAAAUAGUGACGAUUCAGAUUCCUAAUUUUGUUGCUGUUACUAUAAACCCUUUUAGUGUGUGAUUUAGACACAUACAGAACUGUAAAACAAUUUUAAGCUUUAUUUUCCCCCCCUCUGAAAACUGUGUGUGUAAUUAAGAGAAGAAGAAGAAGAAGAAGAAGAAGAAGAAGAAGAAGAAGAAGAAGAGGAGAAAACACCAAAUGAUAUUUUUUAACGUGGAUUUAGGGUUUUUGGGGGGGAUUCUUGUUUUUUUGGAGGGGUUUUUGUUUUUGUUUGUUUUUUUACAUCAACCUGGCGUUGCAUGUUUGUGUAAUACAAGUUUCUACAUUAUAUGCUGCUGCCCUAAAGUUCAGAAAGAAGAAAGGUGUAUAUUUUUGUUUCCCCUGAAAUGAACUUUAGGAACUGUAGCCAUCUCAUUGCCUUAAUUUAAAAGAAAUAAUAAUAAUAAUAAAAAUAGCUGAUGUAAGUUAGGUGAGAAAUCUAAGGCAAGUUUGGGUCUUCAGAACUGUUUUAGAAUGUUGGCAUUAAGCUGCCAUUGUACCUGUUUGCAGCCCUCCUCCUGUGUUUGAGAGUAUUAUGUCCGUGUGAGUGUAAAGAGAGAAGUUCAUGUGUAAUUUUACUUUCGAUAUCUAUUGAUUCAUGCCCAGGUUGUACACAACUGCAGUGUAUUUUUAGACUGAACUAGACUGAAUUUGUUGAAGCAAUAAUGUUUCAAAUGGUGUAAAUUAUUAAUUUCUACAAACUAUUUUUUAUGUUGGGGCAUUAGAUUCAUUGGCUAGACUCCGCGAGUGUCAGACUUGUCUAGCCAUAAGCCGUGAACGCUUGAUCUUCAAGAUUCAGAAUACCGAACUGUGGUCUGAUGUCUUGCCACCACUGUCAGAUUCCGCGGUGCUUGUCUUCUGCUGCUCUGAUCCCACUCAUUUAAUGUGUUGGCACUUUAAAAAAAAUAAUAUGUAAGAUUAUCUUUAUGGUUUCAUCCUGCACCCACCAAAUAGGAGGUUGCCAUGGGAACGAAGUGGCAGGAACUCAAGAAUAUGGAAGCAGGGAAUUUUUGAAUAGUUGCAAGCCAAACUAAACCAAUGCUAAUGCAUAUGCUGCUGGUUAAAACAAACUGUUUUGAUGAAGGAAGGGGAUAAUUUGUCUCCAAGGCCUUGUGCUUCAUCCUCUGCAAGAUUCCCCCCCGCCAUUGGAUAUUUCCAAGUAGUAAUUUUUUUACAUUUUAUAUGGGGAUGUAUAAAACACUCGCCUCUGUAUAAGCAUCAUGUUUUCAAUUCUUUGCCACCCUUGAGCUGUUCAUCUCAAAAUUUAAUCACACUACCUGAUGCGUGAGUGUAUACAUGCACACACACGUUGUGGGAUUUUGUAAGGGUCCAAAACAUAACUUCUUUAAUUCCUUCUUGGUAAGCCAUGAACCCAGAAAUCAAGAGAGGGAUUUGUCACUGUUUCUGCAAAACCUUUUCAUAGAAUGAAGACAGGCAGGAGCAAGUUGUUUCCUUGAGUAAGAUAAGUUCUGAAAUACUUACUGAGUAGGGCUCAGUUGAGAUACCGCCACUAAACCAUGGCUUUGCCUUCAAGAACACACCCUGGGCUCAUGCAUUCCCUUCUCCCCUCGCAGGCUCAUGCAUUCCCCUCAUAUCCCAAUGUGCCGUAUUUUGCAGUGAUGGCUGAAUGGUGCAAAUGUUGGUUUCUGUUAGCCAUAAUUUUUAUCCAAACUAAAAACCACUCGUUUGAGGACCAUGGUUUGGCUGUGACAUCUGAACUGAGCCCAAGUCUCUUCCUUCUCGGUUAAUAUUGUUUCACCUGUUUUUCUAACCUAAGGUUAGUGUUGUUUUGUAGAAUGAGGAAAUUUCUUUGGUGCCUGUUUGUUUGAAAAUUUAGUUCCUGUGGCUCCACCAAAGCCAUUUUCACUCUAAUUAUGACAGAUUCUGAGUGUGUCCUUUUAAAUGAUUUGAUAAUUCGGGAGUUUCUAAAACAACAGCUUUCAAAACAUGACCGGUUGUGUUGAAGGCCGUUAACGGUUAGCAAAAUAGGCAAAUGUCUAGCCUAGGUUUCACAGAUGGCAACUGCAUAGCAAAUUGGGGUGUAACUCAAUUGCAUUUUUCAGUUAUUGUGUAUAACUGCUCUAGUUUAUAUAACUAGUGAUUAAAAUUGGUGCCAUGUGAACCUCUAAUUUCUGGAAAUAGAGAUAAGAGGGUUAUCUCUAGAAGCUUUGAGAAUAAGCGGGUCUGCAAGAUUCCUUUUAAAGUGUAAAAAACUUGCAAGGCAAUAGUGAAACUUGCCCAAGAAUUCUACCUUUCCAGCUGGCUUGGGGAAAGAUCUACCAAACACUGCUGCUUUGCAGCCUCCAUUUUUUUCCAGGGCAUAUGCUACAGGCUUCUGUAGAUGCCAGUGCAAAAUGAAUGGAACUUGUGAACAACAAUGCUUGGCAGACUGGUUCUAAAAUUAAGAGUUGUCAUGGAUUAUUUGUAAUCUUAAACUUUUCUUCCUCAUUUUAAAUGUAUGUUAUAUUAAAGGGACACUGUCCAGUACAUUUUUACCUGAAAUUUUUGUAACUGUUAGUAAUAUCUAAGAAGGCUGACUAUCUUUUCUGUUUUUUGUAUUUUUUAAAAGUAUAAAUGACAUUCAGUCUUGUCUUUCCCCAUCCAACAUGUUUCCAGAUGUCACAAUAUGUAUCUCCAGCUUCUGAAUGUUAGCAUUUUACUGAUUUCAGAGAUUUAUAGUAGCUCUGGAAACCUGACUUGGUGCCUAUGCACCUUCACCACACUGGAGAGCUCUUUUAUUACUUGACUAUGUCCAUGUCUUUAAAAGAAAGCAAUCUUUAAUGAGAUAAUAUGUACUUCUAUUAGUGGGGGCACAAACAAAGCUCAUGGAAGUCAAUAAAAAAUAAUAAUGCA